AUUGCCUUUGAAUCGGAAAAUGUCUUUUGUGCGAACAUUAGCAAACAGACUGACACCUGCUGCCGUUGUGCCCCGCUCCACGCUUUCACGGUCGUCAACAAUACAACCCCAGGUUGUUGCACUAUCAGCCCUCUCCUUUAGACUCACUCCGUUCCACUCCAGUAUGAGGCCUUUGACCGCACAGGAGAUUUCCAAGCCUAAAAAGCCUGGAACUGCUUACACCCUCUUUGUGGUAGAGCGCAGACCGAAUUAUAUCCUAGAGAAUCCCGAUGUUAAGAAUACGGAUGUGUUCAAGGGCCUUGGUGCCGAGUGGAAGAUGCUCUCUGACGAGCAGAAGAGGGCGUAUGCUGAACGUAUUCCCGGGCUAAAUGCACAAUUCGAGGAUGAUAUGAAGUAUUAUGUCCAGAACCGCACAGCAGAACAAGCGGCAAAAGACGACGCGCCCAAGGUUAAGCGAGGAACAAGCAAAAAGGCUAAGAAGGAUCCCAACAUGCCUAAGCGCGCGUUAUCGGCGUACCUAUUUUUCUCCAACGACAUGAGACCCACCCUACCUACUGACCUUAAGAUCACGGAAAAGGCCGUCAAGCUCGGUCAGAUGUGGAAGCUGACGGACGAACACCAACGACAGAAAUACGUGGAGCUUGCAAGUAAAGACAAGGCCAGAUAUGACCAAGCCAUGGCGCAAUACAGAGCUAGCCUACAAGCGCCAGCGUCAGAGACCGACGGAUCAGAGAGCGAUUGAGGGGUAAGAGACUUCUUACACAACGAGAUAAAGCAAAAUCUAUGAUUUCCUGCCAGUGCAAGUGUAUACGAAUGCAACUGCCCGAACAUGUGGUCCGGAAGAUAGACCAGCAAAUCGUAGUUUAGAUAUGAAUAAGGGUAUUGUCAAACGUUCACUCUGAAGUACGAUGUCCUCCUACAUGGAGAUAAAUUCAGGUGUAUGGGUUAAGAUGAUGAUAUUAGUGGAUUGCUUGAGGACUCGCGGACUGCGUUAUCUCUACACCCUUUCGCCACGCGCGCCACUUUCCGAGGCCUUUUAGCCAACUGUUCAAGGAGUCCCGUUGCAAGACUCCAAAUACGCAUACAUCGAAAUAAAUCUUUCUGUAACGU
Sphaeroforma arctica JP610 is the source of this 1110-nucleotide messenger RNA. RefSeq lists its product as hypothetical. Bases 20 to 742 code for a protein of 240 amino acids. NCBI's taxonomy places the organism in Eukaryota, Ichthyosporea, Ichthyophonida. The transcript has 4 exons. The record is from RefSeq and is a predicted model, not a curated record.